Molecule: messenger RNA, 4983 nt
Organism: Micromonas commoda
Lineage: Eukaryota; Viridiplantae; Chlorophyta; Mamiellophyceae; Mamiellales; Mamiellaceae
Exons: 2
Coding region: 1-4980 (1659 amino acids)
Biological process (GO): double-strand break repair; DNA-templated DNA replication
Molecular function (GO): hydrolase activity; ATP binding; DNA binding
Source: RefSeq, a predicted model, not a curated record
AUGUCGGAUUCUACAAGUCCGUGGCGGAGGGCUGGCGGAGGCCAAGCUUCAAGAGACGGGGGGAGCGAUGGACGACAAGUGCCCGCAGCUGUUUCCGACACGAGCACCGGCGAAAAUAACGACGGCGCCCCCAUCGCGCAGCUGACGGGGCCCGACGCAAACUCUACACCUCCCGCUGCCCCUCCCAGGGGAAGACAGUAUUAUACGAAAAGCGUACUCAAAAAAGCAGAGGAGAAGAUCAGGGAGCUCGCGGGCGUCGCCGAGACGGAGCAACACACCGAGGCGCACAUCGACGACAACCUCGAUGGGGCGAUGGAGCAGUUGAGCGCCGUCGCGAACCUCAUGCCCCUGUUCGAGCCGGAGAAGAUGGAAACGGUGCGCGUUAAGCUAAAGAGAAGGCUGCAAGCCGCGAGGGAUGCGGAGGAGGCGGCUGCCGAGGGGGCGGCUGCCGAGGGGGCGGCUGCGGAGGAGGAAGAGUCGGAACCCGUGGAUGCGAACGAGAUUCCCGACGAAGGUCAGUUCGACCCCCGCGCCGCGCUGAGGGAGUACGACGACGAGAUCGUGGCGAUGAGUCAGUCGAAGGAUCCGGAGGAGGACCACAUGGACGUCGCCGACAAUCGGCGACACGACCGGGACGGCGAGCCAGGGCCGACGGGGAACGAUUGGAACGCCAACUUCAAGACCGCCGUGCACGAGGCUGGAAGGAUACUGUUUGCCAGGGCGUUUCACGAACUCGACGGAUCCAUCGACGAUGCCAUGAAGAUGUGUUUCAGCGCGGAUGAGGCGCAGACGAAGGGUAUCCUCGCCGAGUUUGACGUGCCGGACUGGUUCAAUAUUUCGUACGAGCACGUCAUGGGCGAAGCGCUCGAGUUGAUGAUGUGUUACCUCAGCAGGGUCGAGAAACGACAUGACAUGCGCGAUUAUCUGGCUGAAAGACGCGAAGGAGUCGAGGAAGACUCGCCCAUAUUCGUCAAGUGUGAGGUGCACAAGUGUUUCAUGUCCGCCGCGCCAGCCCGGUCACCGUUUCGCAUGAAGGAAGAAGACAAGAACGAGUUAGCCGCCGCGUUUGGUGGAACCGAGGACGCGUGGAGGUUGGCCAAUAAGCUGUAUGAUCAGGCUCAACGCGACAGAUUUUUCGAUGUUCUGGUCGUCCUGAAGGAUUUGGAUGCAUCACAUCCGAGGCAUCACAUCCGAGCGAUUCAGUGCAAGGCAAGAUCGGACUUCAACUCAUACAUCAACAUCGCAAGGUAUGUCGGUCACGCUGCUGCCGUGAGGGAUAUGGCGGACAAAGUCGACGCGCUGAUUUGCCUCGAUUGGGUCGCGAACGUUUAUGCGUGCAAACAAGCUGAGGUCGGCGGCGAUUUUGCGGAUCAGCACAACACAGGCCUUCUUCGGACAUUUUUGUAUGAGGACAUGUGUCGCCAGGAGGCCAGCAUACGUUUAGCGGCUGAGAUGGCGAAACAUCCUUUCAAUUCUCAGAUGGGCGAGGAAGUGCCGACGCGCCCGAGGCAACAGCUUCGCGAGUGUCAGACUGCAGCUUUGGACAAGUUGCGAUGCGAAAGAGAGAAAGGGUCAAAUGGUGGGUCCGUCGUCGCCGCCACCGGAUCCGGAAAGUCUCUCAUCGCAUUCACGGAUGCGAUGCGGACGUUGUACACAGAAUCGGGGGACUCGUUAACACCGCUAGACCAGAUCGCCAUGGUGUGGGCCUGCCCACGGAUUCUUCUCCUCGAGCAGUCUGCCGAAGGUUUCAAGGCGCACGAAGAUCGAGAGCUGGCGGAGUUUGCAAACCGAGCAAAGGAGCAAGGGACUAAUUUUGAAACUCCAAAGCUGUUCUACUAUUUGGUGUGUUCCAAAAGCGAAACGUUCGAAACGCCGAAUCCAAAUGCGAUUCGCCGCUUGAAUGCUCCCCAGCUUUUCAACACGCUGCUGAAACACAGGAGCCGAGGAGAUGAACUGAGCAGGUGCCGAUUUUUUACCACUGUCGAGGGCGGCAGUAGCUUUUGGUAUCAACUGACCAAGUUCAUUCGAGUUUCCCGUGGUCUUGAUGAGCCUCUCAACAACCGCGAGAACCCACUCGUCAAUGUAUUUAUAAUUGACGAAGCUCAUGAAGUGGCGGGCAACAGUGCAGGCAGCUAUCAGUUGACGUUGAAUAUUCCCGCGAAAUGGCGCGUGUGUUACUCGGCGACGCCAUUCGUGGAAUUGCAGCGAGGGGAGAAUUUACGCGCGAGAGACGGCGACGACGCGGAGUCGGAUGAUACUGCGGAGGAACCAGCGGAGGGUCAAAGUGUUGGAGAAAAAACGCCUGAAGAACGCUUCCCGGAUGUAUAUUUCAAAAAGCUUGCCGAUUUGAACUCAUCUGAUGAGAAUGAAUCCGAUGCCGGGGAUCCGGCCGAUAAUAACGUCGAUCAUAUCGGACUGAGUCGAGUGCAGAUAUUGAGCGAAAGCCUACAGUUCAUGCCCCUCGAGCGGGCUGCGAGCCUACCUCAAUUUCAAUCCGAAGAUGAGAGGGAGCUUAUUCGGCAACUUCAGGAUGUCGCGAGAAGCCUAGGUUCUGAAGGUCCUUCCGUAGAUAAUAUCAGCCAAGCAUUGGGAGAUCGGCAGGUGGUGAUCUUUGCAACAAGGAGAGACAGGUACAGAGGAAUGUGCACUUGUCAGAACGCGACAGGUGAAGAAUGCAUGGCACAUUGCGCCUCGCGGAUGUUUCCGCAAGAGACAGCGGUGGGGGAGAGGUAUAAAUGCAACUUUGACUUCUGGCAGAAAAACUUCAUAGCAUGGGAUACUCCAGUGGAAGAAAUGCUCAUGCCGGAUUGCGUCGUUUUGGGUUGGGACAAAGAGACCAAAGUAUUGAGCAUUCGGUCUGAUGAAGCCCGAGGAUUCGGGUGCCACGACUUCACGGACUUUGGCGUGCAAAAUGGAUCAAAUUUGAUCGGCACUCCGAUUUUCUCUUACACGUUCGCGGAAGCUUUCAGGUCGCCGGACAACAUCCUCGCGAAGCCGUUCCUCCUGACGUAUCGGUUGAAAGUCCCAGACAUGUCAUCUAUGAACGAUGACAGGCACGAUCGUCUGAAGUGUAUCUUUGGCAUUAAAGAGCGCACUGGGAGGAGGGGUAGGAUUGUCACCGGCGACCCUCUGAACAAAGUGGGACUACAAAUUAGCUUCGAUGAUGUUACGGACUCGCCCAUCGCGGCGACUGCGCAGGAUUACGCCACCGCCAUGACAAUUUAUCGGAUGAUUGAGCGAGGCGAGGCUUCAAAAGUAAUGGUGUUCUGUUGGCGCAACGAAGAUUGUCGUCGGUGCUUGGCGCUUUUCAAUCUUCUGCUGAAGCAGCGCAUCUCAGAAGCUUCCCACAAUCGAGAGCUCGCAGAACGCUUGAGAGAGGUUCAAACGGCUCAUAUUUUUGCCACGUGGCAGCGCAACGAGCGAACGGAUGAAAUGGAGGAGCACGUGAAAAAGAGGCUGCUGCACCAGUUUAAGACGGGGAAAAUUGAAGUUCUCUUCAAUGCCAACUACUUGAGCACGGGCAUAGACAUCCCGUGCACAGACGCCGUGGUGUUGACACAAAAGUCGAAAGGAGUGAGACAGGUUCUGCAGAGAUGGGGACGAGCUCUGAGGUCCAUCGCGACGCAGCCGUCGAAGCGAGGUAUCCUCGCGAUAAUCAUGUCUGAUCCCGAAGAACCAGAUGAGGACAAAACCAAGCGCAAAGAAUUCAUGGGAUUCGACUUGGCGCUACCCGAUGACUUCGGGGGUUGCCAUGCCGAUUUUUGCAAUAUGUAUCGCACCGCCGAGUGCGCGGCGCACCGAUCCAAUCGCAUCAUCGGCGAGUGCGAUAAAAUCAAAGCCGUUCUUACGACGGUGAAGAGGAAAGCUCACAGGGACGCGCCCGAUAAGAAGAAAACAACGCCCACGUUCCCACCGCCGGUCGCGACAAUCACGCCCGAUGUGGAACGCACGCUCCGGGACAUGUUCGACAUCACCGUGCGUGACUUGCUGAAGGACGUCGACUCGCAGCCGUCUCAAAGAAGUCUCGAGCACCAAGACUCGGACCUCGUCGGAUCUCUCGCGUCAAUGGGUAUCCAAGAUGAACGAGACGGCUCUCAAUCUGAAUCGGAAGGAGACUCCGAGCACAGAUCCCUCGCAGAUAUUCAGAGAGACCGACAGAUAUCGGGAGCCAACGACGGCUCAGCACCGGAUGCCGACGCGACCAUCGAAAGAAGGGCGGAGGCGCGGAGACCGCCGCGGGCGGAUCGAUUGACGGAAGCGGCGCCGGAGGAGCGGGCGAUGCCGGCGCCGCCAAGAGGCCAAACGACGCGUCCGGGCGCGCCUCAGGGAACCUCCGCUGCUGGGGGUGGGGACGGAGGCAACGGGGGCCGGUUUAAGCACAGAUCGCCGACGAUGCGCUACCGCAAGGUACCCGCGGGCGCCCAGCCCACGGCUGAGUCCACGUGGGAUUCGCUGGCCGAGCCGUUCGACGUCGCGCCCGUCGCAUCGCCGCGCAAUCGCGCGAGUGACGAGAUCACUCCCGCUCCUGCGCCGCCAGCCCCCGCGACUGUCGCGGACGGAGGCUCGGUCGGGCCCCGGGAAGGUGAACGACCGGGUCCGGCGGGCGGCGAAGCUGGUGGAUCCGGUCCGCAAAAGCGAAACCUGUAUUCACGGCGGUUCAGGUUGGACAGGAGCGCAGACGAGCGGCGGGCGGUUAACACGGCGUGUCAGGGGUCCGCCGCGGACGUGGUGAAGCGCGCCAUGAUUGCGGUGUUUGACGAGCUGGACCCCUCGCUCGCGACGCCCGUGCUCCAGAUUCACGACGAGCUCCUGUUCGAGGUUGACGCGUCGCGGGUCGUCGAGGCGGCGAGGGCGGUUCGAGCCAUCAUGGAACGCGCGGGUGACGAGUUUGGGCUCACCGUGCCACUGCCGGUCAAGGUGAGCGCGGGUGCAAACUGGGGCGACCUCGCGGAGCUGGUGGAGGUUCUCUUAAUAAGCUGAUGA